AUGUGGCGCAGCCUCUAUCGGCGUGGACUCAUCCCCGUUGAUGCCACUGGCCACCGAGGCGUAGCCGGUGGCGCUGCCCACGCGUGGCAAAGAAGGACGGCGACUGUCACUGGCUUGCUACCUGCACAGUCGUCGUCGCUUCGUGCUAACUCUAGCAGACGCAUCGGUGCCCCGGGCCCGGCGCCGCACCCCUGCAACGCCGCUCGUCACCUUUCGUACGUCACGAAUGCGGCGAACUUCGAAGCGGAGGUGCUGCAGUCUCAGCAGGCCAUCUGCCUCAUCUAUUAUAUAUCGAAUAGAAACUGCUCGGCGUACUUGAAAGCUGCCGAGAAGCUGGUGGACUCGAUCAACGCUCAGACAACAGGGCUGGGCACAGCAACGUCGACGAGCAGCAGCGGCAGCGGUACAGCGGAGGCGUCACGGUCAGAGCUAACCGUCGAGGUGAACGGCACACAGGUUUCGGAAACCGCUGAGGGCGGUGAAGCUCCGUCCGCGUUGUCGCCAGCGUCAGCUGCUGCGCCGACCCAGAGGCCACACAAAAUGGAGUGGUUGAAGCUCUGCACGAUCAACGCGGACGAGAACCGAAAUUUAGCCUCCGCCUUCUCGGUGGAGCGCGCAAGGCUGCCAAUUACAUACUUCGUGAUGCAAGGAACCAUUGUCGAUAAAGUCGUGGGCCACGUCGCUGAGGCGCGACUGAGCAGCAUCCUUGUCAAGUUCCUCGAGCACUACCAGAAGGAAAUGAACGUGGAUCUUCUCGCACGGCAGAACAGGUUAAGCGGGACGGGUGACGUCAGUGCCAGCCCGCUGCCCUCCGCCGCCACAACAGACCUGCUCAGUGGCACCUCGACGGCGUUCUUGCAGGAGAAGAUCAUGAACGCCCUAGUAGGCGCGGACAUGAUCCAGCUGCCCGAGGAAGCCGAGAAACUCGACGGUCUGCGACGCACGUUGCAGGAGGCAAAGAAGAAGGCGCACGCAGAGUUGCAGGAGCUGCACACGCAGCUUGGCAUGGACGUGCGCCGCCUCACCGACGCUGAGAUGCGGGCCCACUACGUUGGCGCUCCGCAGUUCCAUGCGCUCGGCCUCCUUUGUGCGCUUGAGGCACUUUACCUCGCGCGGUCGCACGCGACGCUCGGCGAUGUGGCGCGCGUCAACGUGGAGUGGGCCCGCCGUGCAGUGCAAAGAGACUUCGAGGCCAUCCAAGGCAACCUCGCGCUGCGGCGGGUGCUGGCCUUGGUGGAUGUGAACCUGGUUCGUGGUGAGCUGCGCACAGCUGCGAUGCUGGCGGCGCAGGAUGCAAACCGGAUCGGCAGCGUCCUAGCCGCGAUGGACACUGACGAUGUCCGCGGUGCGCAGCAUCGUGACGCCCUAAAGGAGAUGGAGGCGCUGAUCGCUGGACAGUGUCAGUACUGCCGGGACAUGCUGCGCAUCAUCGACGACAACAUCGACAGCCGAACGCUCGAUGGCAGCGAGUUCCCAUCUUCGAUCGUGGAUCAGCUGUUUGAGCUGCUGAAGAAAAAUCUGAAGCUGAGUCGGACGCGUCUCUCGCAGUCGUCGCAGACUGCAGAGUCCGAUGCGCCGGACGCCGGCAGCGCCGAGGAGAGCAUGAAGGCUCUCAUGGACGGCAAGGCGCUCGAUACGACGGCGAAGCGCGUGCUGAUGGCAAAGGCACAAGUGCCGCAAGUUCGAACGCUGAUCAUGUCUCUUCUUCAGCUCUAUCCGACGGACCCGAAGAGCCAAGACGCGCGGUCACGAUUGGCUUCCCUCCUUUACUGA
Messenger RNA from Leishmania mexicana MHOM/GT/2001/U1103, 1773 nucleotides. RefSeq lists its product as hypothetical. NCBI's taxonomy places the organism in Eukaryota, Euglenozoa, Kinetoplastea, Trypanosomatida, Trypanosomatidae. The transcript has a single exon. Bases 1 to 1773 code for a protein of 590 amino acids. The record is from RefSeq and is a predicted model, not a curated record.